This is a messenger RNA of Carlito syrichta (Philippine tarsier), 2932 nucleotides long. RefSeq names its product SH3 and cysteine rich domain (gene STAC). The transcript has 11 exons. Gene Ontology annotation, molecular function: transmembrane transporter binding. Bases 31 to 1239 code for a protein of 402 amino acids. Gene Ontology annotation, cellular component: extrinsic component of cytoplasmic side of plasma membrane. The record is from RefSeq and is a predicted model, not a curated record. NCBI's taxonomy places the organism in Eukaryota, Metazoa, Chordata, Mammalia, Primates, Tarsiidae. Gene Ontology annotation, biological process: skeletal muscle contraction; positive regulation of protein localization to plasma membrane; positive regulation of voltage-gated calcium channel activity.
GGAGCCCAACACCGUUCCCGCGCGGCCACGAUGAUCCCUCCGAGCGGCCCCCGCGAGGACGGCGUGGACGGGCUGCCCAAGGAGGCGGCGGGCGCCGGCCAGCCGCCCUCUCCUGCAUCCACCAGCAGCCAGGAAUCCAAGCUCCAGAAACUAAAACGAUCACUUUCUUUCAAGACCAAGAGUUUACGGAGCAAAAGUGCUGACAACUUCUUCCAGAGAACCAACAGUGAAGACGCAAAGCUGCAAGCAGACAUGGUAGCUGAGAUCAGCCCCAGCUCCAGCCCACUCCCUGCUCCAGGAAGCCUGAUGUCCACUCCCGCCAGAGCUGGCCUGUACCCAGGUGGCAAGGCCCAUGCCUUUCAGGAACACAUCUUCAAGAAGCCCACUUUCUGUGAUGUCUGCAACCACAUGAUAGUGGGAACAAAUGCUAAGCAUGGACUACGCUGCAAAGCCUGUAAGAUGAGCAUCCACCACAAGUGCACAGAUGGCCUGGCACCCCAGCGGUGCAUGGGCAAGCUGCCAAAGGGAUUUCGACGAUACUACAGCUCCCCCUUGCUCAUUCAUGAACAAUUUGGAUGCAUUAAAGAAGUUAUGCCCAUUGCCUGUGGCAAUAAGGUGGACCCUGUCUACGAGACGCUCCGCUUCGGCACCUCCUUGGCCCAGAGGACAAAGAAGGGCAGCUCUGGCAGUGGCUCUGAUUCACCUCAUAGAACCUCUACUUCAGAUCUCGUGGAAGUUCCUGAGGAAGCUGAUGGGCCAGGAGGCGGGUAUGACCUAAGGAAACGCAGCAACAGUGUGUUUACGUAUCCAGAAAAUGGCACUGACGAUUUCAGAGACCAAGCAAAGAUUAUAAACCACCAGGGAUCUCUUUCCAAAGACCCAUUACAGAUGAACACCUAUGUUGCCUUGUACAAAUUUGUACCACAAGAAAAUGAAGAUUUGGAAAUGAGGCCAGGAGACAUAAUUACUCUUCUAGAGGAUUCCAAUGAAGACUGGUGGAAAGGGAAAAUUCAAGACAGAAUUGGCUACUUUCCAGCCAACUUUGUUCAGAGAGUACAACCAAAUGAGAAGAUUUUUAGAUGUGUUAGAACCUUCAUUGGAUGUAAGGAACAGGGGCAGAUAACACUGAAGGAAAAUCAGAUCUGUGUGAGUUCUGAAGAUGAACAAGAUGGUUUUAUGAGAGUCCUCAGUGGAAAGAAGAGAGGCCUCAUCCCCCUCGAUGUCCUAGAAAACAUCUGAUUAUGACCCCUCCUCCUUUUGCAGUAGGCAAGCUCUGCUGCAAUGCCGUCUGCCUCAUCUCACACUGUGUCAACCCAGAGGAGCAGCCGCACUAACCCGGCCCCUGCAGGAAACAGUGAGACAAGACUCAAGGAUCAGAGACUGUGGAGUAGCCACAAAACAGAAGGCCCGCCGCACAGCUCAUUCAGGCUGCCCAAGGUGGGGACGAGGCUGAGAGAGUCGACUGGCAGAGCCAUGCAUAGCAGCAGCAGUAGGGCUGUGAGCCACAGCUGUCCCCCAGGACUAACUCCCUCCUUGUCCAUGUGGUAUAAGUUAACCUGCUGGAGAGUGCUCCAGUUUGCGGGGUGUCCCCAAUGUGAGGUUCAGAUUCAUAUAGCCAAGAGUUAUUCUGGUCCCAGACCCCGGUCCCCAGUACCGGUCAAUCAGUACCAUCGCAUUUCAGGCCCCCAGCAUCAGGAUGCUUUGCAGAGCGUCAAGAAGGCCUACUUCCUAGCACCCGACAUUGCUUCCCAGGACCCCUUACUUUGCAAUUGUGCUGCCGAGAGUGGCUGAUUUGUUCUUUCUUUCUCUUUGGUUCUCUGAGUACGUCCUGAUGAUGUGCAUUAGAUGUGAGAGCUACAUUGACAUGGCACCAACUACAAAGACCUGAACUGUCCAAAGGUUGUUGAUAAGCUGUCCUUCUGCUUCUCAAGUUGCCAAUGGGGUUAACAGAGCAGGAUAAGAAGCAUAGAUACAGAAGGAGGGGAAAGUGGGGGCAAAGUGAGCAAAGAGCCCUUAUUUAUUGAAGAUUAUACAGCCCUUUCAGUAAAAAAACCCUUUCCUGAAGGAGAUGGAACUUAAGAAGAAAAUGUGGCUAAAAGUCUCUAUUUCACUGUAAAUCCUCUGUACUGGAGGCAACAUUUUCCCUUCAGGACUCCAUUUUGGAAGUUGAGCCUACCUUGCAGGGAACCAGGAACAUGGAGAGCAACCAACAAUAGCAUCUUAGAAGAAGUGUUGCCAAAUUGGAAUCAUUCUUCUUUAGGACAGUAUAUUAUUAAACCCUAGCUAUUGUAAAAUGGAAAAGAGUCCCAAUGCUUCAUCCCUCUGAAAGCAGAGGAACUUGAAACCUAUUUAGCAUCAUCUAGGGGAAUCCUUGUUACUCUGUACUUGUACUAAUGUUUACAAGAAUGCAAUAUACUGUGAUGCCUUCCUCCCCAAGCCUCCUCCUAGCAUUCAAACUUGCAUCCUAUUAGUCAUUAAUAUGGUUAACUUCAAUUUGCAAUGGCCUUGGAAUCAAUAUCAGUUUGAUGUAUUUUAUUACAGAGCAAUAAAAUCAUUAGGACAAUGGUUUUUAAAUGACUUCGGUGGAUGCAUCCUAUGCAUGUAAGCAUUAUUUCCCAAACCAAAGCAUCAUAAGUCUCUCUCAUUUUUUUUCCUACUGAGUGUGAAGUUGGAAACUGAGAGGCGCUGGCUGCUGGUUUCACAGAAGUUUGGAUGCCUUACUCUUAUUUUAAAGCCAACAUCCAGAAUUUCCCUCCUCUCUAAUGCCACAUGCAAAGUCAGGUGUACAAAGUCAAGAUGGAGUCUUUGAGAGCCAGGAUUCUUUGGAUCAUAUGACUGUCUUUCUGUAAAAUUAAAUGCCAAGUAAAAAAACUCUUUGCCUCUAAUUCAAUAUCCUAUUUAAUAAAGAUAACACAGUGGCUGGAAGGAGCAU